Messenger RNA from Oppia nitens, 2604 nucleotides. RefSeq lists its product as uncharacterized. The record is from RefSeq and is a predicted model, not a curated record. The transcript has 10 exons. Lineage: Eukaryota; Metazoa; Arthropoda; Arachnida; Sarcoptiformes; Oppiidae. Gene Ontology annotation, molecular function: carbohydrate binding; ATP binding; protein kinase activity. Gene Ontology annotation, biological process: protein phosphorylation. Bases 1 to 2604 code for a protein of 867 amino acids.
AUGUCUGGCAUUGAUUUGUUAGACAAUUUUGAAAUAUUCAAUAAAGUACCCGGCUACAUUAAAUACCGUAUCAAACUUGUCCAUUGCGCGGGYGAGUCGGGAGACACUGGUCUAUAUGUUGUCACCGAUGAUGACAAUGAUGUCGGCACCGACACCACCACUACCGUCACCAAUGAUCGGGUCUAUUCAUUAGGCCGUCAACUGAGUCCACGGCUAGAUAUGGACGAUAUAUUUGUCGACGAACCGCAACUAAUACCCGAACUGUCCGGUAAACAAGUGGUCAGUUUUCGUAUAGCCGACUCGUUUGCCAUAUGUCUGACCUAUGAUGGCGGCGGCGGCGGCCGACGGCGGCUGUAUAGUUGGGGUUACAAUACAUGGGGACAGUUGGGUAGAGUURCUACUCCCGGCACCAGUCACGACUAUAAACCGGCGCCCAUCCGGCUAUUGGACAACAAACWGAUCGCCGAAGUCCAGUGCGGUUAUCAACACGCGCUAGCCUUGACCACCACUGAUGGGGCAGUUGUCUACGGUUGGGGCGAUAAUCGAUGGGGACAGUGCGGUACGGGUUUGCUAACCACACGUUUGCUAUUGCCUACCCGUGUUUUAUUACCCACAAAUACGGUAAUUAAAUCUAUAUAUUGUUUUACCAAUACUUCAUAUGCUAUACGUACGAGUGAUGGACGGGUAUAUCGUUGGGGACGCGACMGGUUUACYGGSRAUACAUUGAAUMGGAUAUACAGACCGCAACUAUUGGACCCGGAGUUGUUAGUUGACGUCAAAUGUAUAUCGGAUUUCAAAUUUCAGACAUAUUUUCUGGCAAACAAUGGACAGUUGUAUUAUAUGGGAUUUGUUGGCRACAAUGUAUACGAUAGGCCGACCCUACUAUUGACUAAUAUACAAAUUGACGGCUAUUUUCAUCAGCAAUUUCAAUGUCUAAAACUAAUUGGUUCGGGAGGUUAUGGACGGGUAUAUAAAGUUGAAGACCGCGAUACAAAACAGUUGUCGGCAAUCAAGUCUAUUGAUUACGAAACUUAUUUAACUAACAAUUUAAUCGAUGAAAUAAAAAGUUUACUAAAAUUUCGUUCACAAUAUGUUGUCAACUAUUUCGAUGCAUGGCUUGAAUCGGACGGCCUAUACAUACAAAUGGAGUUAAUUAGUCACAGUUUGCGGGAUAUUAUUGAACAAAAAGGCCGGGUAUUUGGUCGACAAUCCCGUGGAGGAGAACCGUUAGAUUCAAUGGAGUUUUAUCUGACUAGUCAUCUAAUGUUAGAGUUGUUAGAAUGUGUUAAUUUGUUGCAUACAAGCGAACCGUUGGUUAUACACCGGGAUCUUAAACCGGAAAACAUACUCAUCAAUGUUAAACAAGUGGACGACACUAUGAUUGGUGGUAGUAGUUGUMGACUAAAAUUAUGUGACCUAGGUAUGGCCACUGAGCAUAACCGUAAUASRGAUGAUCYACAGUAUGGCAGUGAUCKRCAUUCGGGUAAUGCCUGUACUAAAAAUUAUAGGGCACCUGAAGUUAUGGCCAAUGAURCCAAUGAUGCCRAUGAUGAUGAUGAUGAUGAUAAUARCCUACGGGUGCCCUAUAAUGAAAAAAUGGAUAUCUAUAGCUUAGGUUUAAUACUAAUGGAGUUAUUUGAUAUCGAAAAUUUAGACACUUGCCUAGAUUUAUAUACAGGCACAAAUCUACAUGAUUAUUUUKUAAUAUUAAUUGAAGAUUUAUUGAGGAAAAUGUUGCUAGCUGAUAAUUAUCAUCAUAGACCAACAUGUGUAAUUACAUUUGGAUUUCUAUUCACGAAUCUAUUGAUUCAAACCAUAUAUUGCCAGCAAAUCGAUAAAAAAGUUGGCGGCACCGAUAGGCCCCGAUAUAGGACAGCCUACGCUUGCGAGGGCUCGGAGUUGAGCAUMCAGUGCGAUGAAGGUACCCUGAUCAAUUUGAUCAGGGCCAACUAUGGCCGUUUCAGUAUAUCCAUAUGCAACGAGCACGGGGAUCUAGACUGGAGUGUCGAUUGUAAAUCGCAAAAAUCAUAUUUUGUCACCGCCAACAAAUGUGCCUUUCAAAAAAGUUGCACAUUAUCAUCGUCUAGCCUGGUAUUUGAUGAUCCCUGUCCCGGCACCUACAAGUAUCUGGAGGCCCAUUAUCAAUGUCUACCAGAGUCGACAACACAACAGCUAAAACAUUUACAGUCAACGUURCGRCCCAACGACACCUAYGGMCAUCACAUACCUGUCCAUCACAUUAUGAACGGUUUGGGUACACCAUCUGUUAGUAGUGGUGGCCGACCGUCUAAUAGAGGAGGCAGUGAUCCAUUAGUGCCGGCACUGUCGUCCUCAACGCCGGUAACGGCACCUGCAGAUCAACAACAAUUGCCAGCCCAUACAGCAGCUGCUGCUGCUGCCGGUGGCCAACAGCAUAGCCGUCCGCCUAUAAUAGUACCGCUAACCCAGAUCUACCGGAGCAGCACCAGUACCUCUACCACUACUACCGCCAGCAGCAGCAGUAGCUCAACCACCGGUUCGCCCUACUGCUGCUGCCAUGCCUUCAUUGUCGUCGUUGUCGACCAUUGCCAGCACCAGUACUACUACGACUACUACUACUGUUAG